This is a messenger RNA of Lepisosteus oculatus (spotted gar), 3758 nucleotides long. It is a transcript of the gene trappc6bl, whose product is annotated as trafficking protein particle complex subunit 6B, like. Gene Ontology annotation, biological process: regulation of GTPase activity; endoplasmic reticulum to Golgi vesicle-mediated transport. The record is from RefSeq and is a predicted model, not a curated record. Lineage: Eukaryota; Metazoa; Chordata; Actinopteri; Semionotiformes; Lepisosteidae. Gene Ontology annotation, cellular component: TRAPP complex; cis-Golgi network; trans-Golgi network.
AAUACUGAUGCCGAAUUUGCGGCGAGCGCAUUGCAGCCGUCGGUGCGCUACGUGAGGUUUGGCCCUCGACGGUAUCCGUAAACAGGAAGUUAGCGUUGUGGUCGACUGAGGAGGUGACGGUUUGUUUGUGUUUUUUAGUUACUUGUUUCAAUACAGUAUUCCGAGGGAAGUGUUGCUAGAAACGUAGAAAGACAGUUUCAACUAUGGAGGAUGAAGCCCUUUUUGAAUUCCUCCAUAUGGAGAUGGUGGCCCAUGUGUACAAAAAACACACAUCCAGGGAGGAGACAGAACAGGAAAGGGGAAAGUGCAUCUCCGUUUUGGAAAGGAUGGGAUUCAGGGUUGGACAGGGACUUAUUGAAAGGUUUACCAAGGAUACUCCUUCUUUCAAAGAUGACCUGGACCUUAUGAAGUUUCUCUGCAAAGAUUUCUGGAUAUAUGUUUUCCGGAAACAGAUUGAUAACCUGAGGACUAACCAUCAGGGGACAUAUGUCCUACAAGACAACAAAUUUCGCCUUCUGACACAGCUCUCCAAUGGCAAGCAGUAUUUGGAGGAGGCCCCUAAGUACCUGGCCUACACCUGCGGAAUGGUGAGGGGAGCCCUGUCCAACCUUGGGGUCGAGAGCGUGGUGACAGCAGAGGUCUCCUCUCUGCCAUCCUGUAAAUUUCAGGUUGUGAUCCAGAAGACUUAGAGAAGACAUUCUGUUCAUGUGGCACUGGAGUUGUCUUAACGAAGCAGAAUGUGUGGGAAGUCUUUUGCAACCCAAAAGCAGAAACACAAAUCAUGGAAGAAUGUCUGAGAGAAGGGCUUUCUGAAUAAGAGGUAUAUGCAAUUAACCACUGUAGGUGUAUGCAGAUUUGUGUCUUGAGCAGACACAGACACAGUUAAACCCGUUUGACAAUGAACCUGCAUGCAGAUGCCUGGACAGAGAUCCGAGCUAAGGACAGUACCAGUGGUUAUUUUUGUCCUCAAGAUCAAAUACACAUCUGCUGCUGUUUUUUAGUUUUUUGUAUGUCAAAAUUAAAAUCUAGGAAGAGGUGUAUUAUUUAUUUUCCGUAUUCAUUUUUUUUUCAGAACUUUGAUAAAAAGUGGGACUUAGGGAAUUGUAGGUUUUUGAAAAGCUCUUUGUUACAUCUUAAUAGAAUAGGUCUGUGUUUCAUGAUGAUGUGCUUUUUUUAUUUUGACAAGGGGAUUUUUUUUCUUUUGGUUGUAAGACUUUGUUUUUCAUUCUGUCACUUUGUGCUUUCUAUGCAUUGUGUAAUUUUUGGAUUUCUUUCACUAUAGAAAGUGAAAAGGCUCCAGUACCUGUUUUAUAGUCAUUUGUUGGGAUAUAAAAUCAUUACAGUAUACAGCAGGUUUCAUUUGUGGUCUGACCAGUCCAGUUUUAUAAACAACAAAAAACAGUUCUGUAUUUGAUAUCACUGGUGUAAAGGAUUGAAGCAAACCCGAUCAGUUCAUUUUAUCAUUUAUUGCACACAGAAGGGUGGCUUGUGGAAAUUUAGGACUGUAUCUCGUAGUUACUCAACCAAGAUUUGUUUCUGUGUUCAGUAAAAGCCAUUUGUGCUGGGGCUUGAGUAACUCAUCUUUUCUUAGUAGCAAGGAUUGUAACUGUUUCUCAUUGAACAUCUUUAUAAUGUAGAGUGGCAUAACAAGUUAUUUCCUCUGUCUCCGCAUUAUUUGUGAUAAAUACUUUUACAGAAAUUACUAACUAAAUGUUAAUGCUGGUUUGCAUUGAAUACCCCCAUUGCAUUUGCAAGCUUUCCUUUGUCAUGUUUUUUUCUGGUAUUGAACUUCUCUAACAUACUUUGAGAGUUAAUACACAGAUCCCAGUUAUUCUUAAAUGGAUACCAUUUUUUAAAAUUGCAUCUUUCCUUAUUGUACUCUGUUACAAAAAAACCUAAUUUGAAGGCUGCAGAGGAACUGGUUUAUUUGGAGUAAUGAUCUUCUUUGGUCACAAGGUGGCAGGAUUGUGUAAAGGUGAAAGUAUGUGCACGCAUUAAUUGAAUACUUGGAGUUCUUACAGAGCCUUAUUUAUGCUGAGCAUUAAUAGCAUUGACAGCAUUAUUUAUGCUGUUCUCACUUGUGAAAGACAUGUUAUUGCUGAAAACCUGACUGUUCACAACAAAAUGUCUUAUUGUGUUCAGUAGGAAUACAAAAAAAAACAAAUAAUUGGUUGCAUGUAGAGAUGAUCAAAAGAAAUGGCUAUCAAUCACUGUGUUUCAUCAGUCCCAUAUGUGUAUGACUAUAUGUGAGACAACACCAAGCUCUAAAAGGAGAAAACGUAAGCACAGUGGUAUCUGUCGUUGCCUGGCCUUGUGUGUUACAUAUGGCCUACUGCAGGUUGUGUUGUAGAAGGUUUAUGUCUUUGCCACAGGUCCUGGAGUGCUGUGUGGAUAAUUGGGAAGGCAUUUCACUUCUUGGGAUGCUGAUUUUAAAGGGGCAGUUUCAAUUACACCGUGCAGCCCUAUAAAAAGUAGUACCUGAUUACUCUCUUUCCAGUCUUUUUGAACACAGCACAAAGAAAGCAGUCACAUUAAAUUGACUUCUGUGCUACUGUAGUUGGUCGUUGUGCCCUGUGUUUCUGAUUUGAAAACUGCUGCUUAAGUUUCAAGUAAAAAGGAAGAUAAUUGGUUUAGUGGCUAUCAAUUGUGUUUUUAAUACUUGAAGUCUAACCAAUAUAUCAAUAUAUUUAAUUUACAAAAAGCAAAUAUCUUAAUAUCAGACUCUCAAAUCAUUUGAUAUUACAGAUUAAAAUGAUCAGUUUAGGAAUGGACCCAUGUGAACACAAGAGCUUAUGUUUCUAAAGCUGCAAAGUAAGAUCUAUGCUGUUUAGCUAAAAUUAUUAAGAAAUUCUGGAAAUAUUUAGUAUUGGAGCACAACACAUACUUGAGAAUAUAUCUACACUAUUUUCCAAGUAACAGUGCUGCUGUUUUAUGGCAAAGAACAAACCACAGGGAGCCCUUUUGACUUAGUGAUUAAACUCAGACCUCCAGCUGUUUCACUCUUGCUUUCUUUUCAGCAGGGGGGUCAUAAACAUUACCCUGUUGAGUACAGCUGGUGACUUACAUUACAAUUAUUAUUAGUUGUAGCAAUAGUAGCACGUUAACUUAACGUUAGUGGAAAUAAUAAUAAACUUCCAAGGCAACCUUGUGGGAGAAUACGGUUUUUAUUUAAAAACAAUACAAAACUUCUCUCUUUGUGUUAACAGCCAACUCAGCAGCGUCUCUUUGAAAGUGGAAACUACACAGGUUCUGGGAAAAGCUUCGCUAGCCUGUUGUGUAAAAAAAGUGAGCUUCUUGUCUCGUCAGACAGCCUAUCUCUCUUACUAGCCUCGUUUUCAUAUUCAUCCCCUUCGUUAUGAGCACAUCUGCCUCUUUAAGUGGACUAAUAUGAACCAUAUGUGACCUGCAGUGCAUUAUGGGUUACUCAGCCAGGCGGCAGUUAGCUGUGUAAUUGAGAAACCUGAAGUCUCAGAAAUCUUUGUUGUUGUCCCUCUCCAUACAUUUGUCCUUUAAAAUAAAAAUAAAUGGGGUGUAGUUAAUGCUUUAGAGAAGAAUAUCUGAGGAUACAUUCUUUUGAGUGUUGUGACUUGUUUCUGUAGGAAGAACCAUGUGAUUUCUUUUUUCCCUUCUGUUGCCUGUGGUGGCUUAGACAGGCAAUGACAAACAACCUUGUUAUAGUCCCUUUAAACUCCUGCAGGUUCUGGAAAUACAGAGGGCUUUUUAUGUUUUUCUAACAAAUAAAUUUCAUUUUAUGUGAA